Taeniopygia guttata (zebra finch) is the source of this 371-nucleotide messenger RNA. Lineage: Eukaryota; Metazoa; Chordata; Aves; Passeriformes; Estrildidae. The record is from RefSeq and is a predicted model, not a curated record.
CACCUGUGACCCCGAGCCAUGUCCUGCUGCCAGCCCUGCGACCCUUGCUGCCAGCCCUGCGGCCCCUGCCCGCUGGCCAGCAGCUGCACUGAGUGCUGUGUCAGGCAGUGCCAGAGCUCCCACGUUGUCAUUCAGCCGCCUGCUGUACUGGUGACCCUGCCCGGGCCCAUCCUCAGCUCCUCCCCACAGAACACGGCCGUGGGAUCCUCCACCUCUGCUGCUGUUGGCAACAUCCUCAGCUGUGGUGGGGUGCCCAUCAGCUCUGGGGGCUUUGACAUCUCCUGCAUCACCAACUGCUAUGGCAGCAGAUGCUGUCCCCCCUGCUAAAGAUGCUUCCAACAUCCUUGGGCAAGAACCUCCACAGCCUUAGA